Molecule: messenger RNA, 569 nt
Organism: Musa acuminata subsp. malaccensis (wild Malaysian banana)
Lineage: Eukaryota; Viridiplantae; Streptophyta; Magnoliopsida; Zingiberales; Musaceae
Source: RefSeq, a predicted model, not a curated record
ACGGCUUUCGGGAGCUCUGCGGGACGAAUUAAUGGGGCAGCAGAUCACUGACAGUAAAACAAGAAGGGAACUGGUUGGUGCAGGUGGUAGAAAUCCAGCACCCGCAGUAGCAGUGGAACAAGCAGAGGCCAGGAAGAGGGUGAAUCAUGCAGCGGUCGUCCUCCCACCCCGAGGGCAGAGCAAACCAUCUUUAUUGUCACCUGCUUCCAGGUCCAGUCAUGGGGCCACAGGACCCCAUCCCCACCACCACCUUCGACAUUUACUGACAAGGCGACAGAGACCUGCCUUCCCUUUGUCACUCUACACCUCACCUCACCUCGUCGUUUGUGGUCUUUUCUCCUGCGUCGUUGCACUGAGUUCUGGCACGAUUCCAGAACAGUGUCAUCCGCAUGGCUGGCGCCUCUCAGCUCCUCUUACCUCUGCCGGUGACAACAUGGUUCCAAUCAGUCUCACUGACUGCUAAUUGUUUGCCAAUGAUUUCUUCUCUGUUGACCAAAUCUUUAUGAAAUGGAAGACUGACUUUGAUCAAAGCUAAGUAACUACUGAUCCAGAGAUGGAUUUUGUAGGUG